This is a messenger RNA of Paraglomus occultum, 153 nucleotides long. NCBI's taxonomy places the organism in Eukaryota, Fungi, Glomeromycota, Glomeromycetes, Paraglomerales, Paraglomeraceae. The record is from the annotation of a GenBank genome assembly.
AUGAGUCCACAAUCGGAUCAAGGCUUUGGCAGUGAUGGUCCGUCACUUAAAACCAACAUUAUAAAUCUCAUAUCAGCCGUGAGAACGCUAAUGCGAAUUCCGUUAAUCGCCGUGAAUAUUCUUGUUAUUAUAUAUGAGAUAUUACUUGGAUAA